Molecule: messenger RNA, 1500 nt
Organism: Ichthyophthirius multifiliis
Lineage: Eukaryota; Ciliophora; Oligohymenophorea; Hymenostomatida
Exons: 6
Molecular function (GO): ATP binding; ATP hydrolysis activity; protein binding
Source: RefSeq, a predicted model, not a curated record
AUGUUAGCAAAAAUAAAAUCCGAAAGUGAGUCCAGAAUGAAUGAAGAAAAAAAAAUUCAUGAUAGAAAAAGAAAUAUAAUAGUAUUGAUUUUACGAUAUUUAGCAAAUAUAGGUUAUAUAGAUUCAUGUUCUAAAAUAUCAACAGAAAGUCAUAUAGGAUUAGAUUAAUGGGAUGUAGCAGAUAAUAUUGAUUUAUAUUAAAUAGUAACCGAAUUUGAGCAUUAUUAUGAAUUAAAAUUCGGAAAAUAUAUAAAAUUAGUUCGCAAAGUAACUUCGGAAAAAAACCCUGCUUCAUUUCCUAAAAUAACAUAAAAUAAUAAAGUUUUAUAAUCAGCAAAUAGUCAAAAAAUAUAAUAAUAAGAAAAUAACAUUUAAUCUACAAAGCAGAUAUAAAAAAGAAAUACAAUAAAUACAUCAAUAACAAAUGAAUAAUAAAUAAAUUCAACACCUUAAAUAGAAAUUUAAGGAUAAUCAGCUUUUUAGAAAACAAAAGAAGAAGAAUAAACAUAAAAUUUUUUUGAUGUUCGUGUUUUAAAAGGUAUGCCAGAUUUCGGUGAUGUCCAAGAAUUAAAAGAGCUCGCAGCUUAUUUAUAGAGAGAUAUAGUUGUGGAAAAUCCGAACUGUAAAUUUAAAGAUAUAGUAGGUUUAGAAGACGCAAAAAGACUAUUAAAAGAAGCGGUCUUAAUUCCUUUAAAAUACCCACAUUUUUUUACAGGAAUUUUAGAACCUUGGAGAGGAGUAUUAUUAUAUGGACCACCUGGAACAGGCAAAACUAUGCUUGCGAAAGCUGUUGCAACGGAAUGUGGAACCACUUUUUUUAAUAUUUCAGCUUCUUCAGUUGUUAGUAAAUGGAGAGGGGAAUCAGAAAAACUUAUUAGGGUUUUAUUUGAGUUAGCUAGACAUUAUUAGCCAUCGACUAUUUUUUUGGAUGAAUUAGAUUCUAUUAUGUCAUAAAGGAAAGGAGGAUAGGAUCAUGAAGGUAGUACAAGAAUGAAAACUGAAUUACUUAUAUAAUUGGAUGGUUUAAUGAAAAAUAAAGAAAGAGUAUUUUUACUUGCAGCGAGUAAUUUACCUUGGGAUUUAGAUAUAGCUAUGUUAAGAAGAUUAGAAAAAAGAAUUCUUGUUCCUCUUCCUUGUGAAAAAGCCAGAGAAGAGAUGAUAAGAUAAUUUUUACCUUAAGGAUUUUCUAAUAAUUUAAAUUAUAAUGAAAUAAGUAUGUAGUUAGAGAAUUAUUCAGGUUCUGAUAUAAAGCUUUUAUGCAAAGAAGCUGCGAUGAAACCUUUAAGAAAAUUAAUAAAUAAUAUUGAAAUGGGUGACGAAUCUUAAUAAAAAAAAAAUUCUAAAAAUUAAAAAACAAAUAAUUCUAAUAAUAUAGAUUAAGUUAAACCAGAUCCUGUUACAUAGUAAGAUAUAUAAGAAGCUUUAUAAACUACUAAACCUUCUUCUUUUAUAAAAACUCAAGUUUAUGAAAAGUGGGAAUAAGAACACGGUUCUGUUUGA